CCGAUUGGUCAAGCGGCCGCAGUUUAAAAAGUUGACCGCGGAAAGAGGAGCAGCGGUGAAGCUAACGUUCGAUGUUUUCUGUUUUUAACUCGGUGUGUGGGGGAUAAAAGACGCCCAGAAGAUGAUGGAGUCGUGUUUCAACGGGAAGCCGGAGCGGGUCGGACCGGUGGAGAUUGAGGACAUCAAGAGAGACCUGCUGGGAGAAUUUGCUGCUCUGCCUGCCCUGCAGGAGAACCUUCAGUCGCAGACGGAGAACCUGCAGGUUUACCUCAGAGUCCGACCUUUUACUGCAGCAGAGAGCGACAACGGACAGUCCCAGGACUGUGUGACCAUUGAGGGGCCCGACACCGUGGUCCUCAAGGCCCCCAGGACCUGUCAAUCAAACCGACAGGGCGACAAGUCCCUCCCACAGACGGCACAGAGGUUCAGCUUCACACAGGUGUUCGGUCCAGAGGCCAGUCAGAGGAAGGUGUUCGAUGGUUCUGUUCGGGGUUUGGUCCAAAACGUGCUGCAGGGAGGAAACUGUCUGGUGUUCACUUAUGGAGUCACCAAUGCUGGAAAGACCUUCACCUUCCUGGGUCCGGACCAUGACUCGGGUCUGCUGCCCAGGUCUCUGUCUGUGAUCUUCAACAGUAUUGAAGGUCGUCAGUACGGUCGCUGUGACCUGAAGCCUCAACGCUGCCGAGACUUCAGCAGACUGACUGCAGACCAGCAGGCAGCAGAAAGCAGCAGCAAGAGGAACCUGCUGAGGCUGCUGAAGGAGAGCGACAAAACUCUGACCUGUGGAAAGUCAGCUUUUCUGGAAGCCUCUCUCAGCAGUGACAGCAGCGUAAACAGUACUUCUGAAGCCGACAGCUUCUGUCUGGACGUCGACUCAAACGUCCGUUUCUCUGUCUGGGUUUCAUUCUGUGAGAUUUACAACGAGAACAUCCACGACCUGCUGGAACAGGUUCCCAGUGGACACCAGAGGAGGACGGUGCUGCGACUGUCUCAGGAUGUCAAAGGAAACUCCUUCAUUAAAGACCUGCGCUGGGUCCAGGUGAGCAGCUCUGAGGAGGCCUACAGGGUGAUGAAGAUCGGGAAGAGGAACCAGAGCUUCUCGUCCACCAAACUGAACCAUCUGAGCAGCAGGAGCCACAGCAUCUUCUCCAUCAGGAUCCUGCGGGUGGACGACGUCGGGGUUCCCAGAGUCCUUGGCAUCAGCGAGCUGGCGCUGUGCGACCUGGCCGGCUCGGAGCGCUGUUCUCGGACCCACAACACUGGUGAGAGGCUGAAGGAGGCGGGAAACAUCAACAGCUCGCUGCUGACGCUGGGGAAGUGCAUCAGCGCCAUGAGGCUCAACCAGAACGCCAAGUUCCAGCACCAUGUUCCCUUCAGGGAGUCCAAACUCACCCACUUCCUGCAGUUCUUCUUCUGUGGUGCUGGCCAGGUCUCCAUGGUGGUCAACAUCAACCAGAACUCGUCCUGCUUUGACGAGACGCUCAACGUCCUCAAGUUCUCGGCCCUCGCUCAGAAGGUGGUGGUUCUGACCUCCAGACCUCCGGUCCUGGACGACGCCUCCCACAGGGCGGCCAUGGAGCUGUCCAUGAUCAUCGAUGAGGCCGACCGGCGCAGGAAGGGGUCGGGUCGCGGCAGGAAGAGUUCACUGGUCGCCUGGGAGACGACCCUGGAGGACGUGAUGGAGGACGGCGAGGAGUGGGAGGAGGAGGAGGAGGAGGAGGAGAGCCUGAUGGAGGGGACGGUGCUGGAGGGAGGAGGGGAGGAGGACGUAACCAUGGAGGAGGAGCUGAAGCAGGAGGGCAGGGAGGCGGCACUGCGUCUGGUCCUGGAGGCUCAGAUCAGGGAGGAGGUCAGCGCUGAGUUCAUGGAGCUGUUCAACAAGAUGGAGAAGGACUACAGCGAGCGUCUGGAGAAGGAGAGGGAGAUCCUGGAGGAACGAGCAGAGAAGAGGGUGGAGAUCCUGAAGAACCUUGUCAGCAAGACGGUGGACCUGUCUGCCACCAAGACUGAGGACAGCAAGGAGGAGCAGGUGGUUCUGUUGGAGGGAAUCAUCAGCUCAAUGACUGAAGACCUGGAGAAGAUCAGAGAGGACGCUCAGACCGUCCACCGCUGUCUGACUGAACAGACACAAGCAGCAGAACUGGAGGCGCUGCGAUUGGAGAAGCCGCAGUCACAUGACCAGCUUCAGGAGGCCAAAGAGAGUCUGGAGCAGCAGCGGCUGAAGAUAUCUGAGCUGAUGGAGCUCUGUCAGCAGAAGGACGGCAUCAUCUCUGAGCUGAAGGCCGCCAUGGACAGGAGGAGGCCAGGAGGAGAGGAGGAGAGCCGGAAACGCCAACGAGACUCUCUGGAGGACGAGGAGGACCGAGGAGGACUGGCCAAGAAGAGAGUGGUUCUGGAGGAGGAGAUCUGGAGGCUGCAGGAGGACAACGACAAGAAGGAGGAGACCAUCAUCGAGCUGAGACAGAGGGAGGAGAGAUGGAGGAACCAAGAGGAGGAGCUGGAGAAGGAGAAGACGAAGAUGGAGGAGGAGCUGAGGAGAUGGAAGGAGAAGCUUGAAAAAGAGAAGAUGAGGAUGGAGGAGGAGGUGAAAGAGGAGAAGACGAGGAUGAAGGCGGAGCUGGAAAAGGAGAAGAAGAAGAUGGAGAACGAGGUGGAGAAGCUAGAAGAGAAGCUGGAGAAGGAGAGGGUGAGGCUGGAGGAGGAGCUGAGGACACGAGAAGAGGAGGUGGAGGAGCUGAAGAAGGAGCAGGUUUUUCUGGAGCAGAAGGUGCAAAAACUUGCAGAUCUGGAUGAGUGUCCGAACUGUGACUCUGUGUUUUCGUCUCUGGAGUCGGAGCAGAGGGAGUCAUCCAGACUGCAGAAGGAGAACAAAGCUCUGGUGAACGGCAUCUUCCAGCUGCAGACGGAGGUGACCAGUCUGCAGACGCAGCUCAAACAGCAGACUGACAGGUCUGACAGCCUCUCAGAGGAGUUCAGCACCACUAAGACCCGCCUCCAGGACCUGGAGAGCCAAUCAGAGGAGAAGACCAGCUCCAUCAACAGUCUGACGCAGGAGGUGGAGCGUCUGAGACAGGAAGUCAAGGAGGAGGAGGAGGAGGGGCGGAGCAGCAGCAGUGUUUUCCACACCGCCAUGGAGGAGCUGAAGAAGGAGAGCCAGGAGGCACUGCAGAGGUCGGCUCAGAAAUCACAGCAAAUAGAAGAACUGCAGAAAGAGAAGAGACAGCUGGAGGAGACACUGAAGCUCAGUGAGAACAGGUGUUCUGAGCUCACUGAGGCGUUGACCAAUCAGAGAGCAGAGUUCUCUCGUGUGAGGGCGGAGCUUCAGUCUGAGGGCGGAGCCCUGCGAGGCAGACUGGAGGAGAUGGAGAGAAGGGAGGAGGAGGCAGCAGAGCUGCAGCGAAUCGUCUCUGAGAAGGACAGACUUCUGGAGGACAGCCUGCAACAGGUUGAGACGCUGAGACGAGAGCUGCAGCGUCUGAAGGAGGAGCUGCUGAGGAGGCAGGAGGAGGAGAAGGAGAACCUGGUGGAGGACAAGAAGGUGUCGGUGGUGGAGGAGCUGAAGGAGGAGCUCCAGAGGCUGCAGGAGAGGAGGAGGAGGCAGCAGACGGGGGAGGAGCAACAGGAGGGGAGGCAGUUCCAGGCCGUGAAGAAGGAGGUGGAGAGACUGAAGAGGCUGAAGGAGGAGACUCACCUGCAGGGAGACACUCAGGUCGUCGGUGUUUCUCCUCUGAGGUCCAACAUGGCCGACAGGAAGCGGACCCACAGGACGACGUGCAGGAAGAGGAAGAGCUGCGAGGUGGAGGAGCUGGUCUUCAGCGAGAACAAGAGGAACAGACCGAGAGCAAACACCCGCAACACCAGACAGGAGAAACGAGACGGAGCUCUGCAGAAGAUCGGAGACCUGAUCCACAGCUCACCCUCCAUCAUCAGCAGCAAAGCUAAAACCAUCAUCGGUCUGGUCAGCGGACACUCGGUGGAGCAGGACACGGUUGUUUCCACGGCAACCAAACCCCGGCGAGGACGCAGGAAGCUCUACAAGGCAGGAAUCACAUCACCGCUGAUCGACUCACCGCUCAUGACAUCUGGAGCCGCAGAGGAGGAGAAGGAGAGCGAUCACCUCAUCAUUAAGAGACAGCUGCGCUCCAAGACCUGUAGGAAGUGACAUCAUCACUGUGAGAUGGCUGUCAGACUCUUUAGCUCCAGCCUGCUCAGAGUCUCCAGGUUCCAGAUGUCUGUACAGUUUUUUUUUAAUCUUCUCUAGUUCUGUAGUUUGUGAUUUUUAAUGUUUCAAUAAAGAUGUGACUGAA
This is a messenger RNA of Acanthochromis polyacanthus (spiny chromis), 4307 nucleotides long. Its product is annotated as kinesin-like protein KIF20B. Gene Ontology annotation, biological process: microtubule-based movement; mitotic spindle assembly. Gene Ontology annotation, molecular function: microtubule binding; ATP binding; plus-end-directed microtubule motor activity. The record is from RefSeq and is a predicted model, not a curated record. The coding region runs from base 122 to 4162 and encodes 1346 amino acids. The transcript is spliced from 31 exons. Gene Ontology annotation, cellular component: spindle microtubule; nucleus. NCBI's taxonomy places the organism in Eukaryota, Metazoa, Chordata, Actinopteri, Pomacentridae.